AAUGCCCAGGCCCAGUUAAUGUGAUGGCGGGUGAAGGAGGCUCAAGCACGGCAGAUCAUGGGAGCAACAACACCCUCCCACAGGCAGGCAUGGCCAGCAGAGAACCUGCUGGCUUUACCUGUGUCUCUGCUGAGUCUGCGCGCUCUUGCUGUCCGGGGGCUACGUCGGAGGCCGGGGGCGACUGCGCCGGGCGCAGAGAGUCGGGUGGAAGAGUUGGUGUGGCGGCGAUCGAUGUCUGGGAGACUCGCGGACGGCUGGGAGGUGAUGGACGGCGUUCUGGGAGCCGGGAGCGGAGGGGCGACAGCGGAAAGUUUUCUCCGGUGGUGUAUUCUGAUGGAUCAGUAUGUCGACAUCAAAUAACGUCGCCCAGGCCAGGAAGCUGGUGGAGCAGCUGAGGAUCGAGGCGGGAAUCGAACGCAUUAAGGUUUCCAAAGCGUCGGCGGAGCUGAUGAGUUACUGUGAGCAUCACGCUCGUAGCGACCCUCUGCUGGUUGGGGUGCCGACCUCCGAGAACCCCUUCAAGGACAAGAAGCCCUGCAUCAUCCUAUAGCUCCUCCUGCCACACACACACACACACACUUCAAUGCACACGCACACAUACAAUCCCAAAAUAGCCUCUCUGGAAAAAGCGCCAUACCCCGGAGCCACCGCCAGGGGGCAGGUAUCUGGUCCUCUCUGCAGUGUCAGCAUAGAGUUGAGAUCCAAGGUGCUUUUGGUCAUAUUUACUUUAUGCUGGUGAAAUAACUACCAAGUGCAAACUUAACUUUAAAUAGGGAUUUGGACAUUAAACGAGUCGUUUCUUUUGUCAUGAAACGAGUGGGUUUGGGGGUCAGCAGUGCCAUAUAGGCACGAGGUGGGAGGAUGCAUAUGGGCGGUAUCGGUGCCAAACACGACCCGGCGUCCCAUUGAAAGCUCAAUAAGAACAACGGAAAAAAUAGAGAACCUUUAAAAGAAGGUCUGAGAGCUUUGCCCGCCGACCGGCCUGUGCAUGGUGAUUUUGGAGCGAGUGGCCUUUGCCUUUUUAAAUCGGGCGAGCAUGUUCCCCGCCCCAAACCUAUUGCGUCAGACCUUCUCUUUGCCUUCACCCUCCAAGGAAGUCACCUCUCAUCUGCAACAGGAAGUCACCUCUCACCUGCAACAGGAAGUCACCUCUCUGAUCAUCUCUUACCUGUGAGGGGAACAACCGCUCUAGACCUCCAGCUAUCGACCCUGGACGUGUACCUGACGUUUUUAUUCAGAAGUUUCCCUGUUUGUGAACUUAAAUGUAGGUUUUUGAUGUAUUUUGUUGAAGCGUUAUUUGACAGACGAGAUAAAUGUUGUUUUAUUUGUUUAUUAGAAUUUUGCUUUGACAUCUGGACCCCUGCUGAGCAGCGUCAGUGACAGUAUGGCUGCCCACUAGGUUCUGAAGCUGAAGGCUCUCUCGUUGUGCUUGACCCUGAAAGAGGGCGGGGCUGACCUCACCCCGAGGACUGGCGUGCAUGACGCCGGCUGGAGGAGGAAACCCAAAAGUAAAAAGUUAAAUUAUAAAUGAGAUAUUUAUAUUUCUCACUUUCUCCGCUUAUGUUUGAUUCGCAUUUUGUAUUAAGUUAAUGGUGUAUCUCUCUCCUCCUCUCCCUAGAGGUAUAUUCUGUUGGAUUGGGUCGUGUGUUCAUAAUAAUUAUUGCUUUAAAUCAGAAUACAGACGUAUCUGACACAUUUAACAUGUCCAGUCUCCCCAGUCGAUAAGCUGAGCUCAAACUGGUCAGUUACUGUUCUCUCCCGUCCUCCUCUCCUCCUCCACGCCCCUCCUCCUCUCUGACAAACCAAGCUUGAUUGUAAAGCUGAAGCUGAGUAAUGAGAAAAAAAUGAAAUCAAGAGAAACAAACUUAAAUGUAUAAACUUUCUUUCAGACAUGUGCAGAAGUUGAAGAGUAGCUGUUUGUUUUUGUUUUUAUAACAUUUUUUAAUGAGUUUCUUCUUGGAGUCCAUGGAACCCAGUCAGUUUAGUACUAAUUAUACCCUGUACAUUUAAUUUUAAUUUUUUUACUGUAAGUACUACUUAUUUAAGAUGACUUCAUUUCCUUUUCAUUUUUAGUUUUUCUUGAGGCUGGUUUUCACCAUCAAUACAAAUAUAAGAAUUACACCUGAUGAGGUUUUAGGGUUGUUUCUUGUGAAAGGAUCAAAUAACAUCGGACCUCAUUCUAGGAAGAAAAAUAAAUAAACCAGCCUCCUGAUCUAUCCUAUAACAUCUUGGGCCAACUCAUUUGUCAGCGAUGCAUUUGUACAGUGACGAGCAGGGCGGCGACUUACUGGCUGCUGAUUGACUGCUCCUCUGUUCACUAAUCACUACGUCAACAUGAGCCACCUGCUGCUUUGACUUCUAGGAAUUAUUUGCAUGUGCACACAGUUUCAAAAGCACACCCACUUUGAAUACGUCGGGGGUAUCUUUAGUCCUAAAAGUGUCUUUUUUCUCCCCUCACUCAAAAAUUGAAAUCUCAGUUUGUUAACUUUAACUUUAAAUGGAAUAGUUUGGGAAGUAUUCUCACGCGCGCGUAUUAUAAAUGAAAAGAUUGACACUGAUGUUGUCAUGUUUGUGUGGUAAAUAUGAGGCUAUUUUUUAAGUUUAAAGAAACAAUUCUCUUAAUUAAUAUUGUUGUGAAGUUUAUUUUUUACCAGAUAUAUAUAUAUAUAUAUUUAUUUAUAAAAAAUAAACUUUACAAUGCUAACAAUUCUGUCUAUAUACAGCUGCCUGUUGGGUUACCUCAGCUUAGCUUAAUGACAACAGGGGUUAACGGUUAGCCUGUCCCUGUCCACAGGUGUCAACAUCAAAAUAUAAAGCACCUUUUUAAAGCACAUAGUUAACACUUUAUUUAAAUGUCAUUAGAUUCAUCUGUGUGGAAAGUUAAAUGGACAAGUUGCCUUUAAUUAUGUUGAGCUUAAGAGGUGCUGGUAUUACCUUUGGACGAUGCCAGGCUUUAAAAGUUACCCACUUCACGUCGUUAUGCUAAGCUACGCUAACGUGUGUGUGUGUGUGUGUGUGUGUGUGUGUGUGUGUGUGUGUGUGUGGGUGCUGAGGGCUAGUGUUUGGCGGCCGAGGGAUGAUUUGGCAGAGCAGUAGGCAAGAGAACAGAAAAUAGAGAUGCACAUAAUUGCUACAUGUGUAUUAGUGAGUCACAGUGUAACACACACACAUGUACACACAGUGUGUAAGACUCUGCAUGGCGACCUGCAGAGCAUCACAUAAUAAUAGUUACAGUGAUGCAGCACUAACCCCAAACAACCCACAAAGGUGGCGGCUAGUUAGCAUAGCUUAGCUUAGCUUAAAGCCCGGAAGCAGGGGCAGACAGCGAGCUUGGCUCUCUCCAAAGGUAACUCACCUGUCACCUUUAAGGCUCACCAGGGUACAGGUGAUACCUUAGUCUGGCCGCUGUCGCUAGGCAACAGAGGCUCCAUGUUUCUAGUUCUUACACUAAACUAAGCUAACCGCGGCUACUGUAGCUUCAUAUUUAUCAAACCUACAAGAAAGGGGUUCAAUCUUCUCAUCAAAUCUCUCAGUUAUUACUCCAUUACGAGUAUUUACCAUAAAUGGAAAACUAUUCCUUUUUUAAAUUAAAAUAAAUCCGUUUUAUCAUCAACCUGACUUGAAUGAAUGGUGAACAGCUAAAGUCAAAGAGGAUGACAACUGCAGAGGAAUCGCACAACAUAAAACAAGCAUAAACACACACACACACACACUGAUGUUAUCCUGGAGAUGUCUGAUAAAUGUCGUUUUUUUAUUUUAUUAAAUCAUUAUGGGUUUUUUUAUCGUUCCAUGGCUGGUUGGGCUUUAAAUCUGAGGUUUGUGCGAUUGGUUGGUUGUUAGUUUGCCUUAUAGUGGCGUAUGUUGUGUUGACGCUGGUCCCGGAUCAGCAGAAUGAACUGUGCUGAAGUCAAAAUACAUCGAGAUGGAAAUCCACUUGUUGUGUGACACAAAGUGUGCAGUGAAAGUGAAAUUAUUUUCAGGUUGAGGUGAGAGAGCUGAGGCUCCUCAUUGGUGGACUGUGAAAUCAAAACGUCACUGAAUCGACUCAUCAUGUUGUGUUCCUCUCUCCCGUGUAUGCAUAUGUAUGUGUAUACGUAUCUUUUUAGCCUUUGAUUGAUUAUGAAGAAAAUAUAUAUAUUUAUAUUUUUUUGUAACCGUUCUCUGAUGUGCCAUAACUCAUGUUUUUUCUUGCACACUGUUAAUAUUUUGUCGAUAUUGCUGUUAAAAAAAAGACAAUAUUGAAAAGUAGAUCAUGUUAAUAAAAAGAUGAUAUUAUAA
Molecule: messenger RNA, 4278 nt
Organism: Pseudoliparis swirei
Lineage: Eukaryota; Metazoa; Chordata; Actinopteri; Perciformes; Liparidae
Product: guanine nucleotide-binding protein G(I)/G(S)/G(O) subunit gamma-7
Exons: 3
Coding region: 344-550 (68 amino acids)
Biological process (GO): G protein-coupled receptor signaling pathway
Cellular component (GO): heterotrimeric G-protein complex
Molecular function (GO): G-protein beta-subunit binding
Source: RefSeq, a predicted model, not a curated record